GUACACAGUGUAGCGCCAGGGUUUCAAGCGGCAAGUAUUCAAGCGGCCCUAGCUAUUUCUUUUGGCUUGGGAGAAGGCGUGAAUUACUUUGAGAUGACUUAAAUUGCUCUACAUCUCAGUGUUUUGUGCUUUCGGGUUUUGUAAUGUAUGCAGGUGGUUAGUUAGCAAGCUAGGCAAGAAAGUAACGUUAGCUUCCUUAAACGAAGCUGCGUUGCAUUCAGGACUGUCAGCGGUGCUGUUAGUCACCUCCAAAGCUUGGAAAAGCAAUGGGGGAUCAUAUGGUGGAUCUCAAUGCAAACCUGCCGUGUCAUUCAACUGGAGAUUCUCAGCUGGACAAAGCGAUAUACCAAUGGAUCACCUGGGAUAAGAACCCACGGACGAGGGCCCAGAUCGAGGCCCUGCUGAAGGAUGGGCGUCUGGAGGAGCUGCAGCGCAGGCUGUGCUCCAGGAUGUCCUUUGGGACAGCGGGACUGCGGGCGGCCAUGGGAGCUGGCUUUGCGCUCAUCAAUGACCUCACCGUCAUCCAGUCGACGCAGGGCAUGUACCGUUACCUGGCCAAGUACUUCCCUGACCUGGAUAGCAGAGGCCUAGUGGUUGGCUAUGAUACACGUGGACAGGAAGCCAGCAGCUGCAGCAGUGAACGACUCGCAAAGUUGACUGCUGCUGUCAUGCUUUGUAAAGAUAUCCCUGUGUAUCUCUUCUCUACUUACGUACCAACCCCCUUUGUGCCGUAUGCUGUGAAAAAGCUGAACGCAGCUGCAGGUGUGAUGAUCACAGCCUCACACAACCCUAAGGAGGACAAUGGAUACAAGGUCUACUGGGAGAAUGGGGCCCAGAUCUCGUCACCUCAUGACAAGGAGAUUCUCAAGUGUAUCGAGGAGAGUGUGGAGCCCUGGAGCGAGUCCUGGAAUGAGAACCUGCCCGAUCAUAGCCCCUUGAGAAGAGACCCCCUGGAGGACAUCUGCAGGUGUUACAUGGAGGAGCUGAAAUCAAUCUGUUUUCACAGAGAACUGAACAGCAAGACGCCGUUGAAGUUUGUGCACACUGCCUUCCACGGAGUCGGCCAUGAUUACGUCCAGCAAGCUUUCCGAGCGUUCGGCUUUCCUCCUCCCAUACCCGUGCCGGAGCAAAAAGAUCCAGAUCCAGAGUUCUCCACUGUCAGCUGCCCGAAUCCAGAGGAAGGAGAGUCAGUCCUGGAGCUCUCUCUUCGCCUGGCUGAGAAAGAGGGGGCCACUGUAGUGCUGGCAACGGAUCCUGAUGCCGAUCGCUUGGCUGUUGCAGAGCAGUGUGACAACUCUCGGUGGAGGGUAUUUACAGGCAAUGAGCUGGCCGCUCUGCUGGGCUGUUGGAUGCUAUUCAACUGGAGGGAGACACACACUGACCCAGCCGAUACCCAGAGGGUGUAUAUGCUGGCCACAACGGUGUCUUCCAAAAUCCUCCGGGCCAUCGCGCAAAUGGAAGGCUUCCAAUUUGAGGAAACAUUACCAGGCUUCAAGUGGAUUGGAAAUAAAAUCCAAGAAUUGGAAAAGAAAGGCAAAGCGGUGCUCUUUGCCUUUGAGGAGUCCAUAGGGUUCAUGUGCGGCAGCAUGGUCCGUGAUAAGGAUGGAGUGAGCGCAGCAGUUGUGGUAGCUGAAAUGGCAGCCUACCUCAACUUGAAAAAUCUCACUCUGAGCCAGCAGUUGGCUAACAUAUUUGAAACUUAUGGUUCACACAUUUCAACAACAUCCUACGUCAUCUGCCACGACCCACCUACUGUUAAGAGAAUAUUCACUCGUCUGCGUAACUGGGAAGGUGAGCCACAAUACCCAAAGUCCUGUGGGGGUUACAGCAUUUCAAACAUCAGAGAUGUGACCACAGGAUAUGACAGCAGCCAGCCCAACCUGAAGUGUGUGCUGCCUAUAACAAAGAACAGCCAAAUGGUGACCUUCAGCUUCCAGAAUGGGAUUGUGGCCACGCUGAGGACAAGUGGCACAGAGCCCAAGAUCAAGUACUACACAGAAUUUUGUGCACCCCCUGGGAAGAGGGACGUCUCCAGCAUGGAGGAGGAGCUGUGCAAGGUAACAGAUGCUCUCGUUGAAGAGUUCCUUGAACCACACAAGAACAACCUCAUAAAGCGAUCCAGCUAAGGGCAGAGGUGCCGGUGCAGUAACAGCUCAUUUUAUCAACCUGCUUUCAUUUCAUUUCCCUACCAAAAGCAUUUAAAUGACAAGUCCUCCUGAUGUUCCCGAUUACUGUGAAAUGUAGCGUUUGCUGUUUUGGUUUCUUUUCGUGUUGCAGUGAUUUAUCAUACAAAAGAGUUUUGCUGCGGAUUUAAAGUAUGUUCUAGCCUCCGUGUGUUGGGAUGAUUUCAUUUCUAGUAUGUGUCAUAGGAUUCAGUUUCAUGAAUCAGACCUGGUAUGCCACCACUUGAUUGCCAUGUCUUAAAAAUGACAGGGUUUGGACAAACUUUCUUAUUUGUUUGCAUAGAAAUAACUGAGGGGGCAGAUUGUGCUUUGGCUAACUGAACCAUUUGGAGUGCAGGACAUACAUACAAGGCAAACCUUUUUUUCGUUCAUGUUUUUUGCAACUUCAGACAUUGCCCACAGAGUCCCUUGGAAUAAAGAAAAAGUCACUGUUUCAUCUUGAAGCAAACACAUGCCUUUACUUUGAGUGUGUCUUUCCAAUACACUGCAGAGCCAAAACUGUAUACAUAUGUGUAAACCUGCAACAAAGCUUGCAAGUUUUUACUUGCAAGUUUUUGCCACAAAUUACAGCUUCAGUGGCAUCACAGACACUGAUGACCCGUUGCUAUGGAAGAACACUGACUGAUUGGUCUCUUUAAAAUGCUGUAGACAAUCUUCCAUCAUCUGGUAAUCGACCAAAGACAGUUUUACUGAGUAAUCAAAAAAGCCCAAAGUAGUCAAGAGGAGCCCUCUAGGACUGGGGUUUUGUGGGGUGUCACCGGUCUCAACCUUAUAUUUUCUGAAAUGGCUUUCAUUGUGAAGAGUUAGAAAAAACGCGAAAAAUAAAAAUCAUUUUAACU
Megalops cyprinoides (Indo-Pacific tarpon) is the source of this 3022-nucleotide messenger RNA. Its product is annotated as glucose 1,6-bisphosphate synthase-like. Gene Ontology annotation, molecular function: magnesium ion binding; intramolecular phosphotransferase activity; glucose-1,6-bisphosphate synthase activity. The transcript is spliced from 15 exons. The coding region runs from base 267 to 2126 and encodes 619 amino acids. The record is from RefSeq and is a predicted model, not a curated record. Gene Ontology annotation, biological process: carbohydrate metabolic process. NCBI's taxonomy places the organism in Eukaryota, Metazoa, Chordata, Actinopteri, Elopiformes, Megalopidae.